Messenger RNA from Xyrauchen texanus (razorback sucker), 4012 nucleotides. It is a transcript of the gene nectin4a, whose product is annotated as nectin cell adhesion molecule 4a. Gene Ontology annotation, cellular component: adherens junction. NCBI's taxonomy places the organism in Eukaryota, Metazoa, Chordata, Actinopteri, Cypriniformes, Catostomidae. Bases 288 to 2351 code for a protein of 687 amino acids. The record is from RefSeq and is a predicted model, not a curated record. Gene Ontology annotation, biological process: homophilic cell-cell adhesion; heterophilic cell-cell adhesion. The transcript has 11 exons.
UCCAACAGGUGUCUUUAAAGAAAUUCCCUCUCUCAGAGCAAACUUCCGAUGAACCGUGCAAUAACUUUUUUUGGGGCUUGAAAUUAGACGAAAACUCUUUUAACUGGACUAAAAACCUUUGUGCGCUCUUGGAGAUUUACGCGCGGGGGAAACACCAUCUGUUAACUGAUAUCGUUUGCUCUAGAUGGAUCCCAAAUGAACGAAUAGGCAUAUUUAAGAUGUUGAUUCGUAACACAAAGUGACCCAUGUCGCUUUGAUGCUUUGGAUUUUCUUGCCCAAUUCUUCGUAUGGGAGUCUCCUCUUCUCCUACUUCUCCUUUGGGAUUGACAUAUGACGGAUUUUAUUGGGAAUACAGCCGGUGUUUGACUGGGACACUGUUUUUGUAUUUUAAUAAUGAUCAUCACCUUGAGAUAUCCAAAUUUAUAAAGUGGGCUCAGGUGAAAAGUCCCACACUGAACUGGAUGACGAUGAAGACAGUUUCUCAUAUUCUUGCUGUUGUGAUCAUUUGGAAUUUAGCAGCCUGUGUUAGAGGAGAACUAAUUCUAGACCCCCCUCACACCCCCUGGCCUCUGUACUCUAUGGCAGAGGACGACACACGCUUACCCUGUCGAUUCAAUUUAUCGGACAGUAAGGUUCAGGUGGUGCAGGUGACGUGGAGUCGAGAGAACUCCAAUGGAGAUGAAGAACAGAUUAUCACUGCUCAUUUCAGUGAAGGCCAGACAAAGAACUCGGCAUAUGCAGGACGUGUGCGGUUUGAGACCAACAACCCAGUAGCAGACUCUGCUCUGAUAAUUAUGGGCACAAGUUCCUCAGAUGAGGGCAAGUACAAAUGCAAAGUCGUUACCUUCCCCACAGGAAACUUUGAGGCUGAGAUUUCUCUGACAAUUUGGACUAAACCCAUCACAUCCCUCGAGCCAGUCAUUCUGGUUGAGGGUCAGUCAUUCCGCGUGGCUGCUACGUGCCGUUCGGUGGCAAAGCCAAUGGCAGGCCUAUCCUGGGACACAGACUUGCCGGGUCAGAGCCAAAAUAGAAGCUUGAAUGAUGGGGUGGCCUCUAUACAGUUUUCCCUCCACCCUCUCCGUAGCAUGAAUGGUCAGAAGCUGGACUGCCUGGUCUGGCACCCGUCUCAAAAAGGCCCCAGGAAGAUCAGCAAUAACCUUAUAGUACACUACCCUCCAAAUGCAUUGAUCUCUGACUAUGAUGACAACUGGUAUGUUGAAAUGCAAGGCGCCACGCUCCAAUGUACUGGUCAAGGAAAUCCAAAACCUCACCAAUUCAACUGGACUAGGAAAGGCGAAGGCCUACCAGAGGGUGUGACAGUGGAUGGUGGCGUUCUGCGGUUUGGUAGACCCCUCCGUUUGACAGAUCAAGGAGAUUAUGUUUGCACAACCACCAAUCAGGUGGGAUCUGGGAAAGCUGAGAUUGCAAUAAGUGUAUUAGAGUCAUCAAAGCAGCACACAUCAGUUAACCACAUGCUGAUGAUUAUUAUUGGUGUAGUGGCUACAGUGGUUGUUCUCACUCUUGUCAUAGUGAUUUGUUCCGUAAAUCGCCACUAUAAACGCAAAAACCAACAAUUGGCCAUAGAGCUGGAUGAAAAAAAGGAACAAAUCAGCACACUAUCAAGACAAGCCUCGAUUAGGAGAGUGACCUCAGGCAGUUCAGACAACAGAUACUCGGACGAUCAACCCUUAAGGGUUGAGGGGACGUUGCGCACCAGUCUUUCCUCACUGGAUCGUCCUCGCUCCAGGGAUAGUCGUUCCACUCUGGGAGGGGUGGAUUCCCUUGGCCGUCCUGCAAUUUAUAACUCUUCCAGAAGAGGUAGAGAAAAAGUGAUGGAGAGAGACAGAACUGACAGAGAAAGCACUCGAUUGAUGAUGGAGUCUGAUGAACGGGACAGUAAUAUGUCACAGGAAACCCAACUCCUUCCUCCUCUCCACCCCUCUUCCUAUACAAUGGAACAGACCACUGAAAUUGUCAGAUCUCGGAAUGGCAGUGCCAUUUUCCUUGGAGAGGGGAGACCACAAUCAGGAGGCAGUAGCAGAGGAGGCAGCCGAGGGCAUCAUUCACCUUUAGUGUCUACAUACCUGACUCCUUCCAAUGAAGAGGAACAUUUUGUUAGCCCUACUGAUGAAGAUUUCGUUGUUCACAGUGGCUUAAUGGAGCCUGGCAGUUUUGAAAACGGCGGCAGCAAGACAACGAGUUAUCAGACAUCACCAUCCAUUCAGUUUGAGCGUUGUAAUGGCACGCUACGACCCAUAUCAAAACCCAAUAAUAUCCUGCUCCCUGCCAACACCGCUACCUUGCUCCUCCCUUCCCAUAGCCCAGUUAUCCACAGAGCUCAGAUUGUUUAGACUCUGAUCUGCAUCGAUUUGUAUUUUUGGCCCAAUGUUUGAAGAAUCUUGAAUUUAUUCUGUAACUUCACUUUCCAGCGGGGGCAUAUCUGGGCCCUAGAUAAAGAUUUUCAUACUUAUUGUUUCCAAAAUGCUAUUCCAAAAGUGGAUGGAUAUACCAUAUUUUUUGCAUAGAAAAUUAUUGAAGAAAAAAUUGGUAUUUAAAAAGAAAGUUACUUUUCACUUAGCAGGUGCUUUUUAUUCUAAGUGAUCACAUACAAUGUCAAGGCCAAUUGAACUUUUAUUCAAAUACAUUGUCAUGGUGGUAAAAAUGUGGGGCCAAAAUUGACUGUGAGUCCAUCAUCAAACUCAGGGUUUCUCAAACGUUUCUGAACCAAGGACCCCUUUCAUGACCCUAAAGUGUUUGUUCAAUACGCAGUCUUUGAUUUAUUAUUAUUAUUAUUUUAUUUUUUGCUUUUUUUGCUUUGAAUCGAACAUUGUGAUUCUGAGAGCUGGUUGGUUUAGUUCCAGGUUUAGAACUCUUUAUUAAAGAAUAUUUUAAAAUGCCUAUGGAGAAAAUGAAUGGGAAAAAUACAUCCUUAUCACAUUGCCAGUUUUUGACAUUUUUGUACAUGUGUAUACACAAAGAAUUUUCCACGGACCCACUGUCUAUCUGCAAUGGACCCCAAGGGUUUGAAAAACGUUGACCUAACUGAACUCAGACCAAAAGAACAGCACCAGCAUUAUUUACAUAUGCCUUAGUCGCAUAAUCCACAACGUAUUCUAGGCCUCUGGAAUAUUAAGGGGCACACCAUAUGUUUCAGGUAUGGAUUAACUGGAGAGCACCAGAGCUGAGCUCCUUUGCCUAACCAGGGAAAAGGAAUUAAGAUUUUAUAUGUGCAAAUAGCUUUGGGAGAAAAACACUACAUGCCCUGUUUUCUAAAGAGUUUGGGCAGUUAAUCCUUCACUGUGACUUUUGGAGCUUGAUGUUUGUAAUCCAGAGAUGUACAGUUGGUAUUCUGGAAUAUUUUUGAAUAUGUAUGUAUUGUUUAUUUUGCUACUGGAAGUUACCCUUUAAAGACUUGUAAUUUGCAAAGCCACUGCAUGAAUAGUAUUAUGAAGUAUUGCAGAUUGCCUGCAAUAAUUCUUUUUGUGAAUGGCUGUUGAGUAUUCACAGAAUGUCAGUGACAUUAUCAUUGUUUACAACAUUUAUACUUCAUUAUGUAAUAAGUGCUUUAAACAUAUUUAGUUUGACAAUACCACAAGUUAGGCUACCACAAGUUCAGUUCCUGCUGUGACCUCUUUUUAUCUCACAAAAUACAGUGCCUUGGUCCUGAUGAUCAUCUUGUUGUAUUCAGUUAAUUUGAGCAUAUAAGCAAUUCAGCAUUGUCAUUUGUUACAACAGAGUGUGGAUGUGGCUUUAACAGCUGGUUAUUAAAUCUACCAUACAUAUAGUAUGUAUCCAUGUAAAACUAAUUUCUGUAAAUACUGGAAUUAGAACUACAUGGUUUGGCAUUUUUUGGCAGUUGAACAGAGGUAUCUGGGGUGUGGUGACUCCCAAAGAUUUACCAUGGUAUCUACAUCAUUUCUAUCACACUACCAUUUUUAGUACAGUUAUUGAUAGGCUUCUACAUUAAACUGGUUGUAACUGUGGUAAAUAAAGAAAAAUAAUAAUAACAAAA